CCGGUUUAGCCCGAGAACUCUCACGCCACGCAAUGCAUGACACGGAGCACCGAUCUCCAUUCUCCGCUUCUCUUCUCCAAUCCUCCACUCGGGGAUUCCCAAAAAAAUCACUAAAACUCAGAGGGGCCUGCCGCGAAAAAGAUCACCCGCGCGGCCGCGCCGUCCCCAGAUCGCCGCGCCCCUUGGCCUGCUGCGGCCCUGCCACCGCUCCGUCCUCCGUGUGGACUGCAGCCGGCGACGGGUGCGAGACGGAGACACCAAGGAAGCUGGCGUCCCCUCCUUGCCACCGGGGUGAAAUGUGGGAGGUCCAAAAGUGCCGCCAUGGGUUGCCACGGCCGAGCUGAAUCGGCCUCUUCUUCUCCCCCCUCUUCCAUUCGUCGGCGACUCCUCCAGCCAGCAGAUACCAUUUGGCUCAAGACAGCUGAAGCUGGUUCACCUAGGAAUGCAGAAUCAUGUUGUAUUGCAAGAGGCAGUCAUCUAAGUUCAACAAGAUCAUUUCCUUUUCAUCUGAACCAGUUCUGCAGAGUCUUCAUGAGAUCUUGGGGCUCAAGUCAUAUUUGACUGUGGUGUGGUGACGCUGUCACCAGUAAACUGUAGUGCUUGUGAAUUUGUGCAGGUGUUUACAAUAGUUUACAUAAUGGAAGACAGAAGUGUUUUAAUGAAACGGUAUGAAAUUGGGAGACUCUUAGGGCAAGGGACCUUUGCAAAGGUAUAUUAUGCCCGUAAUCUUGCUACUGGUCAGACCGUUGCCAUAAAAAUGAUCGAUAAGGACAAGAUUUUGAAGACUGGUCUCAUGGACCAGAUAAAGAGGGAGAUAUCGAUAAUGAGGAUGGUAAGGCAUCCGAACGUUCUGCAGCUUUUCGAGGUAAUGGCUACCAAGAACAAGAUUUACUUCGUUCUGGAGUACGCCAAAGGCGGUGAGCUUUUCAACAAGAUAACGAAGGGGAAGCUUACCGAGGAGGCUGCAAGGAAGUAUUUUCAACAGUUGAUCAGUGCCGUUGACUAUUGCCAUAGCCGAGGUGUUUAUCAUCGUGACUUGAAGCCUGAGAACCUGCUGCUGGAUGAGAAUGAAACCCUCAAGGUCUCUGAUUUUGGUUUAAGUGCCUUAGCUGAGUCAAAGAGACAAGAUGGUCUACUCCACACUGCAUGUGGUACUCCAGCUUAUGUUGCUCCUGAAGUGCUCAGCAGGAAAGGCUACAGUGGUGCAAAGGCAGAUGUAUGGUCUUCCGGAGUAAUUUUGUUUGUGCUUGUGGCCAAUUAUCUUCCUUUCCAUGAUAAAAAUCUCAUAGAGAUGUAUAAGAAAAUUUCAAAAGCCGAGUACAGAUGUCCUCGUUAUUUUUCUGUGGCUUUGAAGGAGCUCCUUUAUGGAAUGCUUGAUCCAGAUCCCAAUAUCAGGAUGUCCACCUCAAGGAUAAAGAAAAGUCCUUGGUACAGAAAGCCCAUUGGGAUGGCAGCACUGAAAAAUGUAACUUCUGACAAGAACUUUGGCUUGACGGGUGAUAUUGAUUCCGAUAAAAAUCAAGGAUCAUUGAGCUUGACGAACUUGAAUGCAUUCGACAUCAUUUCCUUCUCUACAGGAUUUGAUCUAUCCGCCUUAUUUGAUGAGAAAUAUGGCCAAAGGGAGGCAAGAUUUACUUCCAAGGAGUCAGCAGCAGCUGUCUUUGCGACGCUGAACGAACUGGCCAGACGUUUGAAGCUUAAAUUUACAAAGAAAGACAAUGGUGUGUUGAAUUUGGCCACAACCAAGGAAGGAAGAAAGGGCAUGCUUGAGCUUGAUGCUGAGAUAUUUGAGAUUGCUCCUUCUUUCCUGUUAGUUGAGUUAAAGAAGACCAAUGGUGACACAAUGGAGUACCAGAAGUUGAUAAAAGAUGACAUUAGGCCAUCACUUAAGGAUAUUGUUUGGGCAUGGCAAGGUGAUCAGCAACAGACACGUAUACUUAGACAAGCAGAACAAGAGCAGCUGUCGCCACUUCCACCAAUUUCACCAAUUCCACCACAGCAGUCAUAGUAGGAGCUGCAAAUGCCUCUCAAAAAGCAAAAACAGAGUUUGCUGAGUCUUGGGCUCUUGGCUCUUGGCCGAUUAAUUGUCCUUUUUAGACUAGCAAUCUACUGUAAAACUCAUAAAGGUCCACAUUGUUUGUGGCAUACUGGCGUGCUGCCUUUCUGGCUCCCAUUUUUAUUCAUUUAUCAUUUUUCGCUGAAAAUGAAAAGCCUGUAUGUACUAAGGAUAUCUGGCAUUUUCAAUAUGAUCACUGCCAAAAAGAAUUCAAUUAACCAGUGCAAUAAUACAAUUGAUGCUUUUCAAA
This is a messenger RNA of Sorghum bicolor (sorghum), 2306 nucleotides long. Its product is annotated as CBL-interacting protein kinase 28. NCBI's taxonomy places the organism in Eukaryota, Viridiplantae, Streptophyta, Magnoliopsida, Poales, Poaceae. Bases 638 to 2008 code for a protein of 456 amino acids. Gene Ontology annotation, molecular function: protein kinase activity; ATP binding. The transcript is spliced from 2 exons. Gene Ontology annotation, biological process: protein phosphorylation; signal transduction. The record is from RefSeq and is a predicted model, not a curated record.